This is a messenger RNA of Anguilla anguilla (European eel), 1355 nucleotides long. It is a transcript of the gene myg1, whose product is annotated as myg1 exonuclease. Bases 212 to 1273 code for a protein of 353 amino acids. The record is from RefSeq and is a predicted model, not a curated record. NCBI's taxonomy places the organism in Eukaryota, Metazoa, Chordata, Actinopteri, Anguilliformes, Anguillidae. The transcript is spliced from 7 exons. Gene Ontology annotation, cellular component: cytoplasm; nucleus.
AACCGGUCCUUUCCGUUAGUAAGUUAGUGGACUUUAGCUUAGUUCCGUGUUCACUUCCGUCCACCUGCGGCGUGCCAGUAUAUUCAGAUCGGCUCUGUCUUCAGCGUUUGUUUUUCGCGGGUCAGCUCCUGUCCUCUGUGUUCCCGAAGUAUUCGCUGCUUUGCGUUUCGCUCAGGCGCAGUUCAGUUCCGCGAGCAUCCGAAGGCGCUACAUGCAACCACCCGAAGCAAAGCGCGUGUGUGCAGAGAACAUGGUGCCUAAAAUUGGUACCCACAACGGGACUUUUCAUUGUGAUGAAGUGUUCGCUUGCUUUCUCCUUCGGCAGCUCCCAGAAUACAAGGACGCGGAAAUCGUUCGAACGCGGGACCCUGCAGUGCUGGCCACCUGUGACGUUGUUGUGGACGUUGGUGGAGAGUUCGACCCCAAGAAGCAUCGCUAUGACCAUCAUCAGAGGUCCUUUGUGGAGACCUUCAGCAGCCUGUGCCCGGAGAAGCCCUGGGGUACGAAGCUGAGCUCGGCCGGGCUCAUCUACCUGCACUUCGGCCGCCAGGUGCUGGAGAAGCUCACUCAGCUGCAGCCGGACGACCGGCGGCUGGACGCGCUAUACGACAAGCUGUAUGAGAACUUUGUGGAGGAGGUGGACGCGGUGGACAACGGGAUCUCGCAGUACGAUGGCGAGCCACGCUACGCCGUCUCCUCCACUCUGAGCGCUCGCGUCAGCCAUCUUAACCCCCGCUGGAACAGCAAGAGCCAAGACACGGAGGAGGGGUUUCGGCAGGCCAUGAAGAUGGUGGGGGCGGAGUUUCUGGACCGGGUGGAUUUCUACCAGAACUCUUGGCUGCCGGCCCGCGCCCUGGUGGAGGGGGCGGUCCAGAUGCGCUCUGAGGUUGACCCCAGCGGGGAGGUGAUCGUUCUGGAGCAGGGAGGAUGUCCCUGGAAGGAGCACCUCUUCUCGCUGGAGAAGGAGCUGAGCGUGAACCCACCCAUAAAGUUCGUCCUCUACACCGACCAGAACGGCCAGUGGAGGGUCCAGUGCGUUCCUGCUGGUCUGCAUACCUUCCAGAACAGGCUGUCCCUGCUGGAGGAGUGGCGUGGCGUUCGGGACGAGGCCCUGUCGACGCUCAGCGGGAUCCCCGGCUGCGUCUUCGUCCACGCCAGCGGCUUCAUCGGCGGGAACCGCAGCCAGCAGGGGGCGCUGGAGAUGGCCCGACGCACUCUGCUCGCCGCCAAAGCCCGCGGCGAGGGGGAGGGGCCUCCGGCCAACGGCAGCUGACCAAUCACAGCGGCCGCCCCUGCCAUCUGCGCUGUCAGCAUGAGCUUCCCUUUUGUAAUAAAGCUGCUCUCCUGACACCCCC